Molecule: messenger RNA, 1953 nt
Organism: Hyaloscypha bicolor E
Lineage: Eukaryota; Fungi; Ascomycota; Leotiomycetes; Helotiales; Hyaloscyphaceae
Exons: 3
Coding region: 363-1805 (480 amino acids)
Source: RefSeq, a predicted model, not a curated record
GGCGACCGCAGAGAGUGACGAGAAGUGGGGUGGGCAUGUUGCUCAACGCAUCGAAUCCGAGUUGAUUCGAACUCGGAAUCAGCCAUACGAGCUCUCGAAAUAGUUAAAAGAAGAUGGCUUCUCUGCUUGUGGACGGGGGUGGGCUUCGGAGUUGCGAGCUCGAAAGAGCUUGGAGGAAUCUCUGUCGGUAUCGAAGCAAGACAUCGCACGAUUUGAUCCACUUCAAUGUCGUGAUUCCAGAGGGGAGUACAAAGACGUUCCCUCCUCCCGGCUCAUGGGGAGUUUCCUUCUGUAGAACUCUCGUUCCCAGUCAUUCUUUUUGCAUACUUAAUUUUCCUCUCUUAAUAUAUUAAUUCCUCAGGAUGAAGUACAGCUCUGGUCUUGUAGCCAUUGUGGCUGCUGCGUCUGUUCUUGCGGAUGAAGAGACAUGUACUUUUCACCCUGUCGAGGCCGUUGAUGCGCCAAUUGUAGCGCCAGUUGUGAAUACUACCACAGUGCCCCUCACUUCAGCAAACAGCACGAAUCUGUUUUCUCCUAUUUUUGCGCCGGGGAUCGAUCGCCACGAUAUUACUCAUGUCGUUCCUCAAGCCAAUGUGUCGCUUUACUAUGGAUCCAACCUCAAUGCUUCAGCGAGCGUCAAUAUCAGCCAUACGAUGAAGUACCCAACGAUUAUUCUUGAACAAAUUGCCUCGAUCAUCAGUGUAGACUGCUCAGAUACCUCGGUGGCUAUGACUUUCAACAACUCGAUUGUGUUUGCAACUACGCAAGCUGCUUGGAUUGCCGAUGGAACUAUGGUGUUCGUCACGAACCAUUUGGGAGAUUGUGACCCUGUUUUGGAGAGAAGCUUCUUUCUUUCAAGCAGUUUGAGCUUCGACAAUACGACUCUGACCGCCACUGCUAGCUCCAUGAAGGCCAACAUCUCCAGCACUGCUGCUGCCACCGAAAUCUCAUUUGGCAAUAUCCCCACCACUGAUCUUGCCAAACGCGCCUUCACGACCACUCUGGACCCAACCUACUCUCUCAACACUGCCAUCGCUUUGCCUGCUGAUACUACCCUCUACUCGAACUCACCUUACCUUACCGUAACUGCUGAUAAGGCAUCCUUUGCCUCAAACGUAACCUUUUCCGGUUACCUCAAGUACAACUGGCUCACGUUCAGCUUGAGCGACUUGUACUUCGACAUCGAUGUCGGCUUCAGCUCGACCCUUGAGCUCACGGCCGAUAUUGCAGCCUCCUACAACAACACCUUCAAAUACUCACCAACUUCUCUCUUCUACGGCCUCACCGUCCCUGGCAUCCUCACUCUCGGCCCCGAGCUCAUCUUCGCCGUCGAUGCCGAAGUCUAUGCCUCAGCAAAAACAACCCUGACCACCGAGGUCCAAGUUGGUCUCGCAGACGGAAAUGUGCACGUCGAUCUCCUCGACAAGUCCAACACCGCUACCUCAGGCUGGGUCCCAACCUACAACGCCAGUGCCAACAUCUCAGGCAUAGCUGAAGCACAGCUCAAUCCUACCGCUUCCCUGACCGUCGAGAUCGCGAUCAGUAUUUUCGGCGGCCUGAUCGACCUUUCCACCGGCUUGACCGCCAGCCCAGGUUUCACGAAUGACUUCAUCUUGACUGCUGCUGAGGGCUUGGAUCUGACUGGAUACGAAGCCUUGACGAACGGUACGACGUGUAAGAAUGGGUUGGCGAUCGAUAGCGAGUUUGUGUUUGAUUUAGUGGCGUUUGCUACAGAGUGGUAUUCGACGAAGCUAUAUUCCGUUGAUCUCCCGAUUUUGAAGAAGUGCUUCGAGUUCACUACUUAGAUUAUCGAUGGAUGGAUAAAGAGUGAGAUGGUAUUUCGAGUGGAAAGAACUAAUAUCAUGGAGAUGAAAAGACGAAUUUUCUUUGGGUUUGGUCAUGAAGCGGCUUUUUAUAUGGAAGUGCUAGAAAUAGUAACAGAUGAAGCUCUGC